Molecule: messenger RNA, 1775 nt
Organism: Erigeron canadensis
Lineage: Eukaryota; Viridiplantae; Streptophyta; Magnoliopsida; Asterales; Asteraceae
Exons: 1
Coding region: 173-1642 (489 amino acids)
Source: RefSeq, a predicted model, not a curated record
AGAGAGAAGGAUUUUUCUUUUCAAAAAAAUAUACACAAAUUUAAACACAAUAUCACACACACAUGAACUCUCACACACACAAGUCAUCCAAUUCUAGCAAAACACAUAAUACUGAUAAAACUUCCUUUACACUCCCACAAAUCUCGAUCACCACCUAUACACAACUAUAUAAAUGGGUCUCCCGGCAAAGCUUAGCAAAAGACCCACCGUUUCCGACAACCUUACUUCCGGCACCGGGGACGGUAGUGAAGGUUGGGGCAUGGGUUUCUUUUUAGUCUUUUUCCCACAAGAAAACCAUCAUAAUAAUAAUAAUAAUAAUAAUAAUAAUAAUAAUAACCAAAAGGAUCAUUUCAUUUCUUCAUCACCAUUUAAAUCUUGUUUCAUAAAACGCACAAGUAAUAAUUAUUCAUCUCAUUUGUUGUCAAGAGCACAAUCAACUAUUUCUAUUUGUGCUCUUUUGAUCUUUUGCACACUUCUUUUAUUCACACUUUCAACUUUCGAACCCAAUAAUAAAUUUAUCAAAACGUCGUCUGGUAAAUUUACUAGACGACAUCUUUCUCAAUCAUAUGUACCGACAAAAAAUUCACUUACUGCGUUACAAGGUCUAGGAACCUUGUAUACGCGAGGUACGAGGCCAAUGAGUGGCCUCAUACUUUGUCAUGUGACUGAACAUGUCACGUUACUAGAAAUUAAAAUGUUUUUACGCGCAUUUUAUUCUUCCGGUUUACUAUCCAAAACAGACCUUUUGUUCGUCUUUCAUACGACUACAACUCCCGAGUCGUUUGAUAAUGUUAUUCGAGAAGAGAAUCGUAUUUUCAUCAACCUCAUUAAUCGGUAUAAAACCGAAUUGAGCAAUGGGGUGAACAUUUCGGAUAUUCGGGCAAGUUUCAACGUGACCCAGUUUGUGAAAACGGGCCACAGUGAGUCUCAAAAAGAGCCCAUUUGGGGUAAAAAAGUUAAAAACGCUUUAAAUUCUUCGAAAUCAGGUAAUGGUGGUGAGACUGAGUCGACUCGGGCGAGUUACGGGUCGGUUGUGGGUUUUGGUGUCGGUGAGCUCGACCCUGAAAACUCGUUAUCCGGGUUUGUAGACCACGUUUCAAUGAAUCUAAGAAGGUGGGCGUGUUACCCCAUGAUUUUAGGGCGACUUCGUAGAAAUUUCAAGCACGUGAUGUUAGUGGAUGUAAAAGAAGUUUUACUACUUGGUGACCCGUUGACCCGAGUCAAAUCUCGAAGUCCUGAGUCCGUGUUGUUUUAUUCACAGUCGACUAAACAUAACCGUAAAACAUCAGACAAAAAACCCAUAAAUCCUACGGUUAUAAUGGGCGGUGCACGUGGUGUGCGGCGGUUAUCCGCCGCAAUGCUGACAGAGAUUGUCAGAAUGACGAUGCAUUCUAAAAAGAAGCCUGUUGUAUCAGAAUCGGCCUUGUUAAACAGACUAGUGAACAACGAGUUUUUACAAAAGGGCGUGCAUGUAAUGAACUCGGGUGAGUCAAUACACGAAGCGAGUUCACUCGGGUUAGCAAAUCAUAGCAUUAUAAGGCGUGGAAAUAAUAAUCUAGAUAUCGAAUUUAUGAAGCAUAUUUGUUCAUUUACAAUAGAGGCCGAGGUUUAUACAGAAUGUGGAAAGGUACAAGCUCUUUAGCGUAUAGUAUUUACUUACAUUUUUAUUUUAGAUUUUUGUUUUACAGGAUACCACUUGUGGUCAAAGCAUUUUUGUAAUUAUUUUUAAUUGUUUUUAUAUACAAUAAAAUGUGCUACUGGAUUUGGCCAGCUAA